UCUUCUUCCACCGGAGAUGGAGAAAUAGCCGACCAGUUGAGUUAACAGUUUUCGUCGGAUAUCGAAGCGAAAUCCCUAAUUCCCCGAAACACCAAUUUCCCAAUUUAUCCGAUUCGAAAACAAACACGGUCUGGUAUGCCGAGAAAAUUCUCCAUUUCUACUUUUCUUAUACAUUUGUUUUGGUUGUUUCGUAGAUUUCUCUCAUCUUCUUCGAUUUUGUUCCCUCCCUAAAAAAAACAAAACAAAAAACGAUAAACCCUAGUUUCUGAGCCUGUUUCGAGUUCAGAUUUUUCCUUUAUUUCUGAGCUGAGCUGAUAUCAUUUGCAAGAACCUCAUGUCAGACGCUCGAGAUGUUGACGACCGUGUGGAUUUCGAGGAGGGUAGCUACAGUGAGAUGGAGGAUGAAGUGGAGGAGGAACAAGUAGAAGAAUAUGAAGAAGAGGAAGAAGAAGAAGACGACGAGGGUGAUGAUGGUGGCAAUCAAAUUGCAGAAGAACAUGAUGUGGAGGAUUAUGGUGAUAGAAAAGAAGGGGAUAGGGAAGAAGGUCAGGAAGAAUUAGGUGAAGAUGACGAUAACCAUAUUGAUAUUGAGACAGCGGACGAUGAAGAGAAAUCUGCAUCUCCUAUUGAUGAAGAAGAAAGGGAAAAGUAUUCCCAUCUUCUUUCACUUCCUCCUCAGGGUUCUGAAGUUUUCAUUGGCGGGCUCCCAAGGGAUGUUGGAGAAGAGGACCUGAGGGAUCUAUGUGAAGGAUUAGGCGAGAUCUUCGAGGUGAGACUGAUGAAAGAUAGGGACUCUGGCGAGAGCAAAGGCUAUGCUUUUGUAGCUUUCAAAACGAAAGACGUUGCACAAAAGGCAAUUGAGGAGUUGCACAGUAAAGAGUUUAAGGGAAAAACCAUAAGAUGCUCCCUUUCUGAAACAAAGAAUAGAUUAUUUAUUGGUAACAUCCCAAAGAGCUGGACUGAGGAUGAGUUUAGAAAAGUCAUAGAGGAUGUUGGUCCAGGAGUGGAGAACAUCGAGCUCAUAAAAGACCCAACAAAUUCCACUCGUAACCGUGGUUUUGCAUUUGUGUUAUACUAUAACACUGCAUGUGCUGAUUACUCAAGACAGAAAAUGAUAGAUUCUAAUUUUAAGCUUGAGGGUAACGCUCCAACUGUGACUUGGGCAGACCCGAAAAGCUCUCCUGAGCAUUCAGCUGCUGCUGCUCAGGUGAAAGCUCUUUAUGUGAAGAACAUUCCAGAGAAUACCUCAACAGAGGAACUAAAGGAACUCUUUCAAAGGCAUGGAGAAGUGACUAAAAUCGUCACGCCUCCUGGGAAAGGUGGAAAGCGUGAUUUUGGGUUCGUCCACUAUGCUGAAAGGUCUAGUGCAUUGAAGGCUGUCAAAGAUUCCGAGAGAUAUGAAAUCAACGGUCAACCGCUAGAAGUUGUGCUUGCUAAACCCCAGGCGGAAAGGAAACAUGACCCUUCUUCUUAUUCUUACGGAGCUACACCUACUCCUGCUCCCUUUGCGCAUCCUACGUUUGGUGGUUUUGCUGCGCCUCCUUAUGGUGCUAUGGGUGCUGGUUUGGGUAUUGCCGGUAGUUUUAAUCAGCCAAUGAUCUAUGGUAGAGGAGCAAUGCCAACAGGGAUGCAAAUGGUUCCAAUGCUUCUUCCCGAUGGCCGAGUUGGCUAUGUUCUGCAACAGCCUGGUAUGCAGAUGGCACCACCACCACGACCCAGAAGAGUUGACCGGAAUAACGGCUCAAGCGGAGGGUCAGGGAGAGAGAGCAGUCAUGAUCAUGAUGGUAACCGAGGAGGCCGAAGGUACCGACCCUACUAGCCAGCAAGCUAUAGAAAAAAGAAGCAAGUAGAAAAAGCUGUAUUGGAGAAUUUGUUUGUAGUUUGUUUCAUUUGAGAACUUUAAAAAAAGCUCUCUCUCAUGUGUUAUAAAUGUGAAAUCGAAACCUUACGGUUUCUAGUUUGAUAAGCAGAUUUUACUGAGGGGAUAGGAUUAAGUGAUAUGAUCUUAUUCUCUUAAAUUAUGGGACUUUUCUUUAUCUCUUCUGAAAUCUUAAUAAUACUUUUCUCAGUCA
Messenger RNA from Eutrema salsugineum, 2072 nucleotides. RefSeq names its product heterogeneous nuclear ribonucleoprotein Q. Bases 335 to 1819 code for a protein of 494 amino acids. Gene Ontology annotation, molecular function: mRNA binding. The record is from RefSeq and is a predicted model, not a curated record. NCBI's taxonomy places the organism in Eukaryota, Viridiplantae, Streptophyta, Magnoliopsida, Brassicales, Brassicaceae. The transcript is spliced from 9 exons. Gene Ontology annotation, cellular component: nucleus.